AUGUCCCUGGCGGGGCGGCGGCGGCAGGAGGGAGAGGAGGAGGGCGAAGGGGCCGGGGCCGCGGCGGGCGGGGAGGAGGUGGUGCAGAUCCGGCUGGGGGACAAGUGCUACCCGGUGUGCAAGAGGAAGCUCAUCGAGCAGAGCGACUACUUCCGUGCGCUGUACCGCUCGGGCAUGCGGGAGGCAGGGCAAGGCCAGCAGGAGCAGCUGCUGCGCGGCGGGCUCAGCGCGCUGGGCCUGGAGCUCGUGCUGGACUUCAUCAACACCUCGUGCCUGGCCAGGCUGGAGCAGCAGGAGGAGGGCGAUGAGGAGCCUCCCUUGCUGGAGGAGCUGGUGGAGGCCGCUUCCUACCUGCAGGUCACCCCCUUGCUCCGACUGCUGCUCUCCCAGGUGAAGCUGGGCAAUUGCUUGGAGCUGCACCGCCUGGCUGAGGUCUACGGUCUCCAGGACCUACACGAUGCCUGUCUAGACUUCAUGGCUGCCCAUUACCAUCAGGUGCUGAGGAGGCCUGAUGCUCGGCCACAUCUCCUUCUGCCCCAUGCUCUCCAGCAACACUUGAAGGAGAGGCGGAUGAAGGGCACUGCCACCCUUGUGGCCAUCGGGGACUUCAUGGGUGCCUCCUCCCUGGGCCAGCCUCCUGGCUGUCACCCGCAGGUGGAAGCUCCCUGGUCAAUGCUGAGGUAUGACGAAGAAGCCCAGAGGUGGUUGCCCAUGGCCAACAACAUGCCCGCUGACCUGGUGAACGUCCGAGGCUAUGGGUCCGCGAUGCUGGACAACUACCUGUUCAUUGUCGGUGGUUACCGCAUCACCAGCCAGGAGAUCUCUGCUGCCCACUGUUACAACCCUUGCCUAAAUGAGUGGAGUCAACUGGCUUCAAUGAACCAGAAGAGGUCCAAUUUUAAGCUUUUAGCUGUAAACGGAAAGCUCUAUGCCGUCGGUGGUCAAUCUCUUUCCAAUGUGGAGUGUUACAACCCAGAAAACGACUGGUGGAAUUUCGUGGCAUCCAUGCCAAACCCUCUUGCAGAAUUCUCCGCUUGCGAGUGCAAGGGCAAGAUCUAUGUUAUUGGAGGAUACACCACACGAGACAGGAAUAUGAACAUUUUGCAGUACUGCCCCACUUCUGAUUCCUGGACCAACUUUGAACUGUGUGAUGUCCAUGUUCGAAAGCAACAGAUGCUCUCUGUUGAAGAAACAAUAUACCUAGUAGGGGGCUGUAUUCAUGAACUUGGACCAAACCAAAAAUCCAGCCAAAGUGAGGAUGUGUUAACUGUGCAGUCCUACAAUAUUGCUACCAAAGAAUGGCUCUACCUCAAAGAGAAUACGUCAAAAUCAGGCCUUAACUUGACUUGCACUCUCCAUAAUGAUGGAGUUUAUAUAAUGAGUAGGGAUAUUACAUUAUCUACAGGUUUGGAGCACCGGGUUUUUCUUAAGUACAAUAUAUUUACAGACAGUUGGGAGUCACUAAGACGUUUUCCAGCCUUUGGACAAAACAUUCUGAUCUGCUCUAUGUAUUUGCCUGAUGUGUGAGAAGUGUAACUGUGUCAGGUUUUUCUUCUCAGGUCACUAAUCAUUCUUGUAAGAAAUAUUGCUCCCUCUAAAUAAUUCCAGUUUAAUGUGGAAUGUAAUGUGGAUGCAGAAUGUAGGCAUAAAAUAUUAAUUCUGUUCUUAAAAAAUGUUGCAAAUUGAGCAUGAGAAAUGUUUCCAGAACCAUUUUUAAAAAUACAAUUUUAAAUCGUUAUUGUUUUGGAUUUAAAUGCUACCAGUCAGAAUUGCUUGCAUCCAGGUAUAAUGAUAUUGUGUUGGUAAUUCCUGAUGGAUUUCAAAAACCAAAUCUGAUCAGUCUAGUUUUAUUCUCCAUCUUAAUAGACAGUUUAGAGGAUAAAUAAGAAGUAUGAAUAGUAAAAGUGAAGAUAAUUUAAUAAAAUAAAUAAUUAUAAAUUUUAGAGAAACCACAAACAUGAAUUAUUUUAAGACACAGUUUUUACUCAAAUUGCAUCCUGUUAUAUUCACAAUAUUUAAGACUGUUUAUACUCGAACAAUAUCAUCUCUUUUACAGAAACAGGUGAGAGUUUCAGAGAUGUCAGCAUCUGGAUGCCACUGAGAAACAUGAAAUUCCCUCAAGUUAUUUGUGAUGAAAUGCUUUGGCGGGAUUUGGGAGGAUUUGCCUGGAGGUCGAAAAUUGUUGGUUGGAUAUUACCUUAUCCUUUAAUGGAAGCUGGUAGCAUUUAAUCCUGCCAUUAAGGUAGAACUAAAAAAAAAGCUGUAAAAUCAGAUGGGAAGGUUUGUGCAUCUUCAGAAAGGCUUUUUGGCUUAGUAAGUUGUCCUGCUAUAUUUUGAAGACCUGAGCGUUAAAGGUGAAGUUAGAGAAACGAGGAAACAGAUGUUGGCAUCAAGAUACAUGUUAGGAAACCAUGUGAGCCACCACUGGAGUUGCAUAGGCAAGCUCUGCACCA
This is a messenger RNA of Nothoprocta perdicaria, 2453 nucleotides long. RefSeq names its product kelch like family member 42 (gene KLHL42). The coding region runs from base 1 to 1527 and encodes 508 amino acids. Gene Ontology annotation, molecular function: protein binding. The record is from RefSeq and is a predicted model, not a curated record. Lineage: Eukaryota; Metazoa; Chordata; Aves; Tinamiformes; Tinamidae. The transcript has 3 exons.